This is a messenger RNA of Siniperca chuatsi (mandarin fish), 11972 nucleotides long. Its product is annotated as plexin-A1-like. Gene Ontology annotation, molecular function: protein binding; semaphorin receptor activity. Lineage: Eukaryota; Metazoa; Chordata; Actinopteri; Centrarchiformes; Sinipercidae. The transcript has 34 exons. The record is from RefSeq and is a predicted model, not a curated record. Gene Ontology annotation, cellular component: semaphorin receptor complex. Gene Ontology annotation, biological process: negative regulation of cell adhesion; semaphorin-plexin signaling pathway involved in axon guidance; regulation of GTPase activity. Bases 665 to 6355 code for a protein of 1896 amino acids.
UGUACCGGGUCCAAUGCUGCCACCUAUGCGCGCCAUAGAGAGGUGCGUCUGGCGAUCCGCUGUAACGCACUUACGCAGGCAGGGGGCGUACUCAUGUCACUAACCUCUCUCUCUUUAUCUCUCUCUCUCUUACCAAGGGAUGCCGGUGCCGGAGUCUAACCCGCAGCUCUCCUCUCAUUCAUGCUGAGCGCUGCUCUCCUGUGCGCAUGGAACUGCAGAGCUGAGCUUUGGAACCGGUGCUGCUGCUGCUGUCUGACAAGAACGCCGGAAAUGGAAAUGUCUUCUGCUGCAACUCUGACAUCCUAAAAAACAUGCCAAGCAGGACGAACGCGAAUGACAGUUUGAUCAUUUUUGGCGUCCCUGUUUGGGUUCUGGAAAUGAUUACCGUGCCAGACAGACCAAUCAGAUAAGGCUGCUACAGCGGCUGCCGAGGGCCAUGGGUAGGGGGCUGGUGGCGGACGAGGCUGAGGAUCAGGGGAUGAGGUUAUAAAAACAACAGCAGAGAAAGGAGGAAAAAAAGAGGAAAUCAAUUGCUUGGAAACUUUUCUUUUGUAUCAUCAUACCCUGCAGUCCUAAUAAGGCAGUGACUGACCCUGUAGAGGAUUACACACUCAAAAAUACACAACAAUACCCACUCGCUCACACCUCCCCUCCCCUCACCGCCAUGUCCUCCCACCUCAACCCACCUCUUCUCAUCCUCCCCAUCCUCUUCCUACUCCUCUCCCUGUCCAUGCCCUCCACUACUUCCUCCUCCUCCUCCCUCCUUUCCUUCUCCCCACCGGAAGGAGGUCUCACACAUUUGGUGGUCCAUAACAAAACGGGCGAGGUCUACCUGGGCGCCAUCAACUGGAUCUACAAGCUGUCCAGCAACCUGACCAAGCUACGAAGCCAUGUUACUGGCCCAGUCACAGACAACCCUCGCUGUUACCCUCCACCCGGUGUCCAGUCCUGCCCACACGAGCUGGUGCAGACCUCUAAUGUCAAUAAACUCCUGCUACUUGAUGCUGCCCACAACCGCUUAAUUGCCUGUGGGAGUACUUCCCAGGGAAUAUGCCAGUUCCUGCGUCUGGAUGAUUUGUUCAAGCUCGGUGAGCCCCACCACCGUAAAGAGCAUUAUCUAUCCAGUGUUGCUGAGGCAGGCACCAUGUCAGGUGUCGUGAUCUCCCCGGAUCUUUUUGGUGGAGGUGGGAAACUUUUUGUCGGCACUCCCAUCGAUGGAAAAUCUGAGUACUUCCCAACGCUAUCGAGCCGCAAGUUAAUGUCCAACGAGGAGAACGCUGACAUGUUCAGCUUCGUCUACCAGGAUGAGUUUGUCUCCUCACAGCUUAAGAUUCCCUCGGACACGCUCUCCAAGUUCCCGGCAUUUGACAUCUACUAUAUCUACGGUUUCAAUAGCGAGCAGUUUGUGUAUUAUCUUACCUUACAGCUUGACACCCAGCUCACAUCGCCAGAUGCAAGCAGUGAACAAUUCUUCACCUCUAAAAUAGUCCGCCUAUGUGUUGACGAUCCUAAGUUCUACUCCUAUGUUGAGUUCCCCAUUGGCUGCACCAAGGAUGGAGUGGAGUACCGCUUGGUUCAGGAUGCUUAUUUGGCCCGGCCGGGGACCCGUUUGGCACGUUCACUUGGUAUUCAAGAGCAUGAGGAGGUUCUGUUUACUGUAUUUGCCCAGGGUCAGAAGAAUAGAGCCAAGCCACCCAAGGAGUCGGCUUUGUGUCUGUUCACAAUGAGACGGAUAAAGGAGAAGAUUAAAGAAAGGAUUCAGUCGUGCUACAGAGGAGAGGGGAAACUCUCCCUGCCCUGGCUGCUCAACAAGGAGCUUGCCUGCAUCAACUCUCCGCUGCAGAUAGAUGAUAACUUCUGCGGCCAAGACUUCAACCAGCCUCUAGGGGGCACCACCGCCAUUGAGGGCAUCCCGCUUUACGUGGACAAGGACGACGGCAUGACCUCUGUGGUGGCCUAUGACUACCGUGGACACACUGUGGCUUUCACUGGCACCCGCAGCGGACGCAUGAAGAAGAUCCUGGUGAACGCCAUCUCCCUGCCUGCCUUGUUGUAUGAAAAUGUGGUGGUGAGCCACGGGAGCCCCAUCCUUAGAGAUCUGCUCUUCAGCCCAGAUCAUCAGUACUUAUACGCCCUCACCGAUAAACAGGUCACCCGUGUACCAGUGGAGAGCUGUGAGCAGUACACCUCCUGUGAAGCCUGCCUGGGAUCAGGAGACCCUCACUGUGGCUGGUGUGUGCUACAUAAUAUGUGUUCGAGGAAGGAUCGCUGUGAGCGAGCAGAGGAGCCUCAGCGUUUCACCACCAGAGUGGAGCAGUGCGUCCAACUCGCUGUCCAACCUGACACCGUCUCUGUCACCAUGUCUGAAGUGCAGUUGGUACUUCAGAUGCAGAAUGUGCCCAGUCUAUCUGCUGGAGUGAACUGCUCCUUUGAGGACUAUGUAGAGACAGAAGGACGCAUCUACGGAGGACGGAUCUUCUGCCUUUCCCCCUCUACAAAAGAGGUGGCCCCCAUCACACGAGACCAGGGUGACCAACGUGUAAUAAAGUUGUAUCUGAAGUCGAAGGAGACGGGGAAGAAGUUUGCCAGCGUGAACUUGGUCUUCUACAACUGCAGCGUCCACCAAUCGUGCCUAUCUUGUGUUAAUGGAAACUUCCCCUGCCACUGGUGCAAAUAUCGCCACAUGUGCACGCAGGAUGCCAGCGACUGCUCCUUCCAGGAGGGACGAGUCAACACCUCGGAGGAGUGUCCUCAGAUCCUGCCCUCCACCCAGAUCUAUAUCCCUGCUGGAGUUAUGAGACCCAUCACCCUGCUUGCCCAGAACCUGCCCCAGCCGCAGUCCGGACAAAGGAACUACGAGUGUAUCUUCUACAUCCAGGGCAACACGCACAGUGUACCGGCUCUGAGGUUUAACAGCACCAGCAUACAGUGUCAGAAGACCACGUAUGACUACGAGGGCAGUGACAUCAGUGACCUGCCAGUCGACCUCUCCGUGGUGUGGAAUGGAAACUUUGUCAUUGACAACCCGUUCAACAUUCAAGCCCACCUGUACAAGUGCAGAGCGUUGCGGGAUAGCUGUGGUAGGUGCCUGAAGGCUGACCCCAGGUUUGAAUGUGGUUGGUGCGUCCAGGACAAAAAGUGCUCCCUCAGGCAGGAGUGUACCGGUGGAGGAAAUUACCACCUCCCGCUGCAGCUGGCUGAAGGUGGAGGGUGGAUGCACGUCACCUCUGUAAACAGCCGCUGCACCCACCCCAAGAUCACUAAGUUGUUCCCUGAGAAGGGGCCUCGCCAAGGGGGAACGAGGGUAACCAUCCUGGGGGAAAACCUAGGUCUCCAGUUCAGAGACAUCCAGAUGGGCGUCAGACUGGGCAAGGUGCCCUGUGUGCCUAUUGAGGAGGAAUAUGUCAGUGCAGAGAGAAUUGUGUGUCUGCUGAACGAUGCUACCAGCUACAGGGUCCAAGAAGCUCAGGUUGAGGUGUGUGUGAGAGACUGCAUCAAUGACUACAGAGCCCUGUCGCCUAGGCCAUUUACCUUUGUGACUCCAUACUUUACCCGUAUCCAGCCAUCUCAGGGGCCUAUUUCUGGUGGCACCCAGGUCACCAUCGAGGGAAGCUACCUCAAUGCAGGCAGCUACGUGUCUGUCAGCAUAGGACUGCAGCCCUGCUACUUCAAAAAGAGGAAUUCCCGUGAAAUAGUGUGCGUUACACCAGCUGGAUUAGCACCAGGCAGUGCAUCAGUCUUGGUGGACAUUGACGACGCUGAGCUCAGAAACCCAGAGGUCAAGUUUAAUUACACUGAAGACCCCACUGUCCUGCGGAUUGAACCUGACUGGAGCAUUGCCAGUGGUGGGACUCUGCUGACAGUGAGCGGGACCAACCUUGCAACCAUCCGAGAACCAAAGAUCAGGGCCAAGUAUGGGCAGGCAGAAUCCUUUCAUAACUGUACUGUGUAUAACAACUCAGUCAUGGUGUGUCUGGCUCCAUCAGUGGCAGACUCAGAGCUGGGUUUUUCCGAGACCGGCACCGGUCCUGAUGAGAUUGGGUUCUACAUGGACAACGUGAAUGCUCUGGUGGUGGUCAAUGAGACAUUCAGCUACUACCCUGACCCUGUGUUUGAACCGUUGAGUCCCUCUGGGAUACUAGAACUCAAACCCACGUCACCGCUCAUACUCAAGGGUCGUAACCUGAUCCCAGCGGCUCCAGGUAACAGUCGCCUCAACUACACUGUGCUGAUUGGAGAAACUCCCUGCGUCCUCACCUUGUCUGAGAGCCAGCUGCUGUGUGAAUGGCCCAACCUCACCGGACAACACAAAGUCACGAUCCGUGCUGGUGGGUUUGAGUACUCCCCCGGGACUCUUCACAUCUACUCGGACAGCCUGCUGACGCUUCCUGCCAUUAUUGGCAUCGGAGGGGGUGGCGGCCUGCUUCUAUUGGUCAUCAUCGUUGUGCUGAUUGCCUAUAAGAGGAAGUCAAGGGACGCUGACCGCACCUUGAAACGUCUUCAGCUCCAGAUGGACAACCUGGAGUCCAGAGUGGCCCUUGAGUGUAAAGAAGCUUUUGCCGAGCUUCAGACAGACAUCCAUGAGCUGACCCAGGAGCUGGACGGAGCUGGGAUUCCUUUCCUGGACUAUCGGACUUAUGCAAUGAGGGUCCUGUUCCCGGGCAUUGAGGACCACCCUGUGCUCAAGGAGAUGGAGGUACGGGUACAGGCAAAUGUCGAGAAGGCGCUGACGCUGUUUGGCCAGCUGCUGACGAAGAAGCACUUCCUGCUGACGUUCAUACGAACCCUGGAGGCACAGAGGUCAUUUUCAAUGCGGGACCGAGGCAAUGUGGCAUCUCUGAUCAUGACGGCCCUGCAGGGGGAGAUGGAGUAUGCCACCGGAGUCCUGAAACAGUUGCUGUCCGACCUGAUAGACAGAAACCUGGAGAGCAAAAACCAUCCCAAACUGCUGCUCAGGAGAACGGAGUCUGUCGCUGAGAAGAUGCUGACCAACUGGUUUACAUUCCUCUUGUACAAGUUCCUCAAGGAGUGUGCAGGGGAGCCUCUGUUCAUGCUUUACUGUGCCAUCAAGCAGCAGAUGGAGAAGGGACCCAUAGACGCCAUCACAGGAGAAGCCCGCUACUCCCUCAGUGAGGACAAGCUCAUCAGGCAACAGAUUGACUAUAAAACACUGACAUUGCACUGUGUAAACCCAGAGAAUGAGAACGCCCCCGAGGUGACGGUCAAGUGUCUGAACUGUGACACCAUCACUCAGGUCAAAGAGAAGCUGCUCGAUGCUGUGUACAAGGGCAGCCCCUAUUCACAAAGACCCAAGACUUCUGAUAUGGACCUUGAAUGGCGCCAAGGUCGGAUGGCCAGAAUCAUUCUGCAAGAUGAAGAUGUCACAACUAAGAUCGACAAUGACUGGAAAAGACUCAACACACUGGCUCACUAUCAGGUAACAGAUGGCUCAGUGAUUGCCCUGGUGCCAAAGCAGAACUCUGCCUAUAACAUCUCCAACUCCUCCACCUUCACCAAGAGCCUCAGUAGAUACGAGAGUAUGCUGAGGACAGCCAGUAGUCCAGACAGCCUACGAUCCCGAACUCCCAUGAUCACCCCUGACCUGGAGAGUGGAACCAAAUUGUGGCAUCUGGUGAAGAACCACGACCACUCUGACCAGAGGGAGGGCGACCGAGGCAGCAAGAUGGUCUCUGAGAUAUACCUGACCAGGCUAUUAGCUACAAAAGGUACAUUACAGAAAUUUGUGGAUGACCUGUUUGAGACCAUCUUCAGCACGGCCCACAGAGGCAGUGCGCUACCACUGGCCAUCAAGUACAUGUUUGACUUCCUGGACGAGCAGGCCGACAAACACUCCAUCACAGACUUCGACGUACGACAUACCUGGAAGAGCAACUGUCUUCCUCUGCGGUUCUGGGUGAACGUCAUCAAGAACCCCCAGUUUGUAUUUGACAUCCAUAAGAACAGUAUCACAGAUGCCUGCCUGUCUGUGGUGGCCCAGACUUUCAUGGACUCCUGUUCAACAUCAGAACACAAACUAGGAAAAGAUUCACCUUCAAAUAAGCUUCUCUACGCUAAAGACAUCCCCAACUACAAGAACUGGGUAGAGAGAUAUUACUCUGACAUCUCCCGUAUGCCAGCCAUCAGUGAUCAGGACAUGAGUGCCUACCUAGCAGAGCAGUCCCGCCUACACCUCAGCCAGUUCAACAGUAUGUCUGCGCUGCAUGAGAUCUACUCCUACAUCACCAAAUACAAAGACGAGAUCCUGUCGGCGUUACAGAAGGACGAACAGUCGCGAAGACAGCGGCUACGCGGCAAGAUGGAGCAGGUCAUCGACACUAUGGCUUUGGCUAGCUGAGGACCGGCCAAUCACACACCUCAGCUAGGGGAGAACUGACCAACCAACACGCCUUCCCUGACAACCUUUGACACCAGUGACAUUUUGACCCUCAACAUUUGAAGUCUGUCGUUAUCACCCUCACAAACAACAACAACAAAAUAAAGUCUUUAAGGAAAAGACUGCAAGGACACAAGCAUCCAGCAGCAGCAGCACUUUGGAGAGACAACAGAGUUUGGAACAAAAUCCCCGCCCAGGUGGGCUUUUUUUUUCUUCUGAGCCAUCAACCCAGCCCCAAACAACCAAAUCGCAUCGAAAGCGCAUCCUCAGCCUCAGCCGAUAUGGACCUUAGCUCAGGAGGAUGUUUAAUUGCAAGGCCCUCAUCACAUCUACAGUCCUACGGGCGUAGCAGUUGGGUACUUUGGCCAUUAUCAGGACCAGUACAUGCACAGUGGUGACCAAAAACUCAUCUAGCUGGAUAUAGAGUUGAAAUGCUACAGGAAAGGUACAAGCUGACAGCUAGCUUUUCACAGCCAAGGCUACGGUUCAGACUGUGAGCCAAUAAAUAUCCAGGAUAUAUUAAUAGUGAUACUUGAUCCCUGUAAGGAAUUUCUCUUUUCUGUUGCCGUCCUCCAAGGAAGGUCAGAGGUCAGGGACAGCUACAGAUCAGCAGCGAUAAAGCUGGCAGGGAUUCAAUGAGUUGCUCAAAGACACUUCAGCAGGGUGGAGGCAUGGCAACACAUAGGCUGCUGCCACUGCAGGGCAACCAGGAGGAAGGACUUUGCAGGGAAACUCUUCCUCCAGUACUGACUCUCCAACUCUAUCAAUAAGAACUCCACUGUAGUCUAGCGAAGGACAUUUUCAGUUGCAUAACUCUGCAUUUGAUUUGUUAUUGCAUUUGAUUUUGUUUUUUUUCACCCACCUCUCCCCAGUGCUGUGCCACUUGUGUUACUGCUGAAUUUGCACAACAAAUCUAAAUCAAAAGAGAGAAGAGGAUAUAUAUAUAUAUAUAUAUAUAUAACCUAUAUAACCUGUUUUUAAAACAAAUGAAAAGUUGUUUUCCAUUUUAAUGUACAAAAUAUACGUUUGAGAAGAGGAUUUGAUAUUUCCAAGAUGAAAAAUUAUGAAAACACAAGGAAAAAGUUGUCCCGUGCCAUGUUUUACUUUGAAUGUUGUUUAGUGCAAAGAGGCUUUUUUUUGUUAGAUGAAACGUGCUAUGAUGAAAAUGUUGUAAUGCUUAGUGACUGAAAGUGAGAGUUUUAAAAUAUGUAAAUGGGAAAAAAAAUAUAUAUAUAUAUAUAUUACAGACACUUUCUAUAUUUCAUGAGGUCUUGGGGCCGUUGUGUGCUACAUAUUUGGCUCUCAAGGUGGUGAAAAGACAAAUGAUGUCUGGAAGUCACCUGUGAGCCAACCGACCUACAGUGCUUUUGUGUUUGUUUUAGAGAAACCAAAUACAUCAAGACCUGGUCAGCUGAUUUAGAUGAGACAAAAGUAAUUUCUGUGAAAGCUAGCCUCAUGCUGUGGUAGCAGACAACCAUAGAGGCACUAGGCAGUUAAAUCCUGGCACACCAUACUCUACAACUUCUUGAUUUCUAGACUUCCCUUCUUGUCUGAAAAAAAAUAUAUGGUGUGCCAUCCAAAAUGAAGGCCAGUUUUGGUGUGUGAAACACCAAAAGUGAAACAGUAUUGUCUAAUUUUUAGCUUGUUUUCUAUUCUGCAGUAAAGACGGUAAAGCUUAUGAAAAGAUUAUGAAAUGUAGCUUGAUUUCUGAAAGUGUACCAGUUGAAGGCCGUUCUUGUUUUAACUUGCAGUGCUUCAAAAAAUGCAUUCAUAAACAAGACAUUCCUUUCUCAUAUGAGUGUAAAAAGGGUACACGGCUAAUAACAAAGGCUAGAAAAUACAGAAAAAAAGAUUAAAAGGUGUUAAACAAACCAGGGUAAUAUAUACAAUAUGUGGUCAUCCAUCCAGUAAAAGCUUGUUAUGAAAUGUGGAGCACCAGACCAGACACAUCAACAACCAGAUCAGAAAUUUCUUUUGUUUUCCUCUUCAACAGUGCUUCCCUCAGAUUUUUUUUCCCUGUGACAUAGUGGCCUCUAAUCAGCUGACACAAGAGUCCUCUGUUUCAGUCCAGUUCAGACAGCAUAGAGCUUUGCAGGUGCAUUAUGAACCUUCCAGGCCAGGACUGUUGUGAAAGGCCUGGUAGGUUUCUUUCAAAUUAAAAAUUACCAUAGCUGAGUUAUCUUUUUGGUUGUCUAAGGCCCUAUAGCCUAUUAAGACAGUUUGAUCUGCAGUUUGAGAAGAGGAAACUGAAAUAUGCCGAUUAUUUCCAACCUCAGUGUUAUUUUGUUGGGUUUUUCUCAGUGAUCCCCUUUUGUCAUUAUCCAUGGCCUUAAACGUGCCUUUACUGGAGUAAAUACUAAUUAUGAGCUAAUCGGGACAAAGAAAUUUCAGGUUCUGAUGGCACAUCAGAGAACCUGAAACCUGCUCAAGAAUUUAUUGUAAGUUUAAAAAGCCAACUGGAAAAACAUACAUAUAGAGACAAGAGACAAAUUAAAGGAAAAACCUGAAUAAAGGAGUGGAGAAACAUAUCAAAUGCAGAUGCUUCCAUGCACCAGGGCUCACUGAAUGGUUUGGUGAGUAUGAAAAUGACGUGGAUAAAAUGCUACAGCCUUUACAGUCACCAGAUCUCAACCUAGUUUCACACCUUUGGAGGAUUUUGGACCUAUGUUUAAGACAAUGCUUUCAAUUAUAAUACAUAUUAAUUUCUCUAGUGACAAAAUCACAUUCUUUGGUUGUUCCAAUGACAUGAACACAGAAGGCCAGCAGUGAGCAAACUAAGUGUGUGAGCAACACUUAAAAAGUGACAUAUCAUAAUAAUGAUGAUAAUAAUAAUAAUAAUAAUAAUAAUAGAUAAUUGUUCAGUCACAGCUGUUUUUACAGUAUGAAAUGAAAGUGUGACAUUUACAUUUAGUGCAACUGGUGUUUUUGUCACUUAAGUUUGUGGUAAAUUUACACCUUAGCCCUUUGGAUCAUAUUUUGGAGCAGCAAUCCCUCCAAUCUAAGUCACAUGAUUAAAAAAAAUGGUUUUGAUAAGAAUACGUUUUGAUAAGAAUAAGAUUGAAAUAACCUGAAUUAUCAUUUCAUAUUACAAUGUAACUAUGAAGCACUGUUAUGUACUAGCCACAUGUUAGCUGUUAGCUGAUGUGACAUUUCCCAGCUAUAUCCUCAUAAUUUAAACAAUUUAUAUUCCUUAUAUUGGGACAUCAACAUCUGUCUGUCAUUGCCCAAGCGUUGAAGACCUCCAAAAGUGGGCAUGUCACUUUAUGGAAAAAGAGUGUAUGGCAAAUUUUUCAGCCAUCUCUUUCUUUUUUCCCAUAUCCUUAUUUUGUCCGGGUGUUAACUAUUUUUUUAAUACAAUUACCAGACCUGUACCAACCGUUAUGCCAUCAAACCAGACACAUAUUGCUGCUGUCAAGUAAAAACUCUUCAGGCCAACAAAAGUUCAUUAACCUUGAUAGAUUUAGGAUGUUUUAUGAAACCUUUUAAAAAGAGUACAUUCAAAUCUUUAGAUAUUAGCCUGUAGUUCAUGCUAAGAUGCCGUGUUUUUAUCUGAUAGCAUAAAGAUGUGUCUGGAGACAAUAAAAUGUACUGUAUGUGUCAAUACUUGAACCACUCAUCUACACAAGGUAAAACAACAUACAGGGCAGCUGACCAAAGCUUUAUUCAUCCACAUCAGGAGAACAACUUUGUGACAAGAGAGUAGCUUUUCAAUUCUUCCACAAAAUGAUUUUAGCACUCAGUUCUAGUCAUUUAAAUACUCCCUCAUUGAAGGUAUUUAGUGUUUGUCUUUAUGCUUGAUGAAUGGUGAAAUUGAGGCGAUGCUACUUCCAUGUACAGAAACUCAUUAACAAAUUCUGUUCAAUUUGAAUGAAUGACUGAAAGAGUCUGAGGAUGUGGACCACUGCAUUGAUGUUUGACUGGUAUUCACAUGCUCAGUUGUUCUUUUGAUGAAGAUUUGUAAAGAUGAUUUUAGUACUUUGGAAAGAGUAAUGAGGCUUAGUAAGUAACCCCUAGGAUCACUUCGUAGGGAGUAACAAAGCAAAAAAAGUUCAGCAAGAUGGCGGGAUAAGGCCCACUUGGUCUCUGGUGCUUUUGUUUCUUAGUUUUGCUUCUUUCUGCUUCACCACUUAUUGGGGUAAAAGAUGAAAAGACUUGGGCAAGGCAGAGGAAGUGCUUUGCAGGCCAUGGUACUGCUUCAUUUUCCAUCCUGUUGCAUCUGUGGUGUUCGACUUACACGUAGAAAAAGUGAUGAAGGAGGGAGGAGGAGAGUGGAGUGACAGAAGGUAGAAGGAAGGCGGUAGAAGGAGAGAUUCUCUUGACGAUUGACUGACACAGAACUCUUCACUGUGCCUUGUCAGCCUUUUUCCCAUACUGAAAAUUAUGUAUUUUUCCAUAUACUUAGAGGUUAUGAUUCAAGGUACGUGUCAAAAAAUGGACAAAGAAAUAUUUUUAAAUAUGCAUUUUGACAACAAUCAUUUAAGAUGUAUUUUGAGCUUAUAAGAAUAGUGCAAUAUUUUGUGAAAUAUGCUCAUUUGCUUUCUUUCCAAGACUGAGAUGAGAAGACUGAUACCAAUCUCAUGUCUGUGUGUUAAGUACAGAGCUGGAGUCAGGACGUGUUUAGCCUAACUUAGCACAGAAAGGUAAGAGCAAGCCUGGAUCUGUCCAUAGUGAAAAAAUACACCUAUCAACAGCUCUAAAGCUGGCUAAGAGUAACAUGCUGGAACUACUGGAACAAAUGGGUUGUUAUGUACAUUUUUUCACUUUGCUUCACCCCUGCUUUCAGUAUUUAUGCUAAGCUGAGCUAAGCUAACUACGUCCUGACUCUAGCUCUGUCCAAAGGUUAAAAAAAAAUCCACCUACAAGCCCCUCUAAGCUAGUUUAUUAACACGUUAUAUCUCGUUUGCUUUACUUUUGAACAUUGACAGGUUAGCUGUUUCUCCCUACAUCUAAUCUUUCUGCUAAACUGAACUAACCUUAUUCUGGCUCUAGUUUCAUAUUUAACAUACAGACAUUAGAGUGGCAUCAAAUUCCUAGUUCUCAAAAAAUAUUUUCAGGAACCCAAAACAUUUUUUUGUAUAUUCUGAAAGUCAUCUCUAAAUCUCUUCUGAAGUGUAUGUGAAAUGUACAUUUUUCAGUAUGGAUUGCACCCUCCAACAUGAUACCUCCUCAGACCCAUAUAGACACACCACCACACAACCUUAAUACUUCCCCUCAUCUGCCAUUUUUGAUUCAACCCCCCAGUAACACUCAGAAGUUUCUCAUUCCUCCAGUUCUCUCCAGCUUCCUCACCUGCCGUGUUCACUUUGAUUAAAGUACAUUUCAGAGAAGAAGCAUAGGACGUAAAAUACCUGCACAUACAGAUUAAAGAGGAGAGAGGCAGAAAGAAAAAAAUACCUUAGAGUUUUAAUACUUUGUGAAUUCUGAUACCUUUUUAAGAGUUUCAGACUUGAAGCUGCUGUGACAUGUUUUGGCUGUUUCACGCCCGUGUAAAUAUCCUGCUCUUUCCUAUUUUGCAGAUUUAUUACGUGGAAAUAGACACGCAUCAAGGAGAGAUUAAACAUGUUUUUUGCUAAACCUG